Molecule: messenger RNA, 434 nt
Organism: Notechis scutatus (mainland tiger snake)
Lineage: Eukaryota; Metazoa; Chordata; Lepidosauria; Squamata; Elapidae
Source: RefSeq, a predicted model, not a curated record
CUUGGGAUGACUUCUCCUCCUCUCCCCUCCUCCAGGUGGAUGAGCUGAAAAAGAAGCUGGCCCAGCAAGAGAAGGCCGGCCAGACCCACCAGCAGAAAGCAAAGAUGCGUGAGGAGGGGCUCCGUUCGGAGAUGAAGCAGCUGAAGGAGAAGACGGCGGAUCUCCAGGCUCAGCUGGUGCAGAAGGAACAGGCCGUCGAGCAUUACAAGGCUCAGAUGGAGAAGGCGAGGACGCACUACGACGCCAAGAAGCAGCAGAACCAGGAGCUGCUGCAGAAGCUGAAGGGCCUGGAGCACCUGGAGAAGGAGAACGCCGAGCUGAAGGCCGAGUCGGAGCGCCUGGCCAAGGAGCUGCAGCGCACGGCACUGCAGGCCGCCGAGUCGGAGCUCAGCCUGAAGAGCCUCACCAGCCAGGUCCGGGUCCUGCAGGCCCAG